GACGCGAUUUAUUGUGGCUUGAGAUUUCUUGAGAUUUCUUGUUACUUAAUGAUGGCCGUCCUCGAGAACGUUCGUGGGGUCAAAGUUACAGUAUGCACCGAUGACCAAGUUCUCCAAGAGUAUGACGACGACGAGCCUGAGGAUGUCCCAGCUGUAGAGGUUGGAGGAUAUGAUAGAGCUUCCAAAACGGUUUCCAAAUAUAUUGAAGCGACCACCGGCAAAGCGUUUUAUAUCAAACUCGAGAUAACCAAAGCAUACAAACUUGACUCUCCGAUUGUUUCCUUUCAUGUUUUUGUUGAUGGGAUUAAAGUUGUUUCGAAACACGGCGGCAAGAAAGACAUUCCUCUGACUAUGGAAGUAAAAGGUGUCAAAAAUGAGCUGGAUAACAGGCAAGCUUUCAUGAUGCCAUUCAAGUUCGGCGAAAUAAUCACAAGCACCGAUGAUUCGAAAUUGGCAUCUUCAAAAGAAGAUGCAACCCGGCUGAGUGCUGUUGGAGAGAUCAUGGUAAAAGUUUAUCGUAAAAGUCAAGAGCGUCCAUCGGCUAGCAGAAAUCGCCUUAGGAUGAAUCUUGCAGUUGAUAAAUCAAUGCUGGUUCACGAAAAGGCGCUCAAGGGCCGAGCUAUGUCGCACGGUACUGUACUAGGAGCUCCUCAACCUAUAAUUGCAAGUCGUCACUUCCGAACGAGCUUCCUAGACGGGAAAGACUAUCCAAUCGCUAUAUUUCAAUUCAAAUACAGGUCUAAAGAAUCACUCAAGUCUCUCUUGAUACUCGAGAGAACCCCAGAACCAUCCCCCUCUCCACCUCCUGCUCCAGUUUCAAAUGGUGCUUCAGGACCGUUUGACUUUGAGAGCCUUGAUGCAACCCAGAAAGCUAAGCUUCAGGAGUUUCUAGGAAACUUAAUGGGAAAUGGAGCUCAAUCCAAAGGAGAGAGAAAGAUCAAGCGGGAAAGAGAGGAAACUGAUUCUAAGACCAACAAGCGAUCAAAAAGAGGCAAGCGUGUGGAGAUUGAUUUGACAGGAGACAAUUCGGACUGAAUUAUGAGCGAAUAUUCAGAAGAGGUCUCAGGGUUUUAAAAGAUAAACGGCGGCGUUUUCAACGAUUGUUUUCGGGCUUCUAUGGGUCAGCUGGGGUGUGUUAAGACUUUUUCCA
Messenger RNA from Botrytis cinerea B05.10, 1150 nucleotides. RefSeq lists its product as hypothetical. Lineage: Eukaryota; Fungi; Ascomycota; Leotiomycetes; Helotiales; Sclerotiniaceae. Bases 52 to 1035 code for a protein of 327 amino acids. The transcript has 6 exons. The record is from RefSeq and is a predicted model, not a curated record.